AUGGGCACACCAUCCCGUAAACAACUCCAGCAGUGCAUGCUGCCCUCUGGUAUCGCCCAUCACGGUUCUGAAUCGCAUCCACGAAAACAAAGAGUUCAGCGCUUCGCGGAUGAAUCACCCUUUAUCCAGCGUAAAGAAAACAAACCGUUUGUAUCGUCUUGGACUCGUCUACUAGGCGUAGCAUUCACCUCGUUGGCAGCAGCGUAUUUUUUGCUGCUUUGUUUUCGCUUUAUAGAGUCUGCGCGUCAGUGGUCCCCGUCCACUAGAUCUCUCGCAGCCCGUCGAGACGAGUCGUGCGAUUCAGGCAGUGUGUCUGGGGAUGGCGAUGAAGGUGGCAGUGGGCCGACGGGGGAUUCGGCAGAAGGUUUAGAGCUAGAGAGUUUUGGGGAAGGCAGCCCUUUGCUGCAUCAUGAGGCUUUCGGAUUACAAAGCACUGCCGGAGGAACACAAGAAGAAGUAGUUGCUGCUGGGUUACAAGGCGCUGCUGGAGGUGAAGAAGCAGAAGCUGAAGAAGCAGAAGGAGACUUCAUGGACGCAUUUUAUGAUGCGGUUAGGGAAUACGUUGGUGGCGUUGCUUCUGAUUCAGAAAAAUCACACGAAACAUGUGACUUGCACUUAUGGGAAAGCCGGAACAUGCCUGCGGAAGAAGAACAUCGCUUAAUACGUCUCUUUAGGCGCAUGCAAGAGGCUGCGAGUUCAUGCCGAUCGUUGCUGCCAGUGUUGACGCGCAGACACCGUUUGCAGCUGACAAACCACGUGUUGAAGCUGCUCGCCCUGGAUUUGGGAGCCAUUUAUCUAGUUAAGGAGGAUAAGGAGCGUCGUAGAAGUGCUGUAGGCGACUCUCUCAUUAAGCUGGCAAAGCACGCACUUUACCACGGGCAUGAUGGCGCAG
Messenger RNA from Eimeria necatrix, 892 nucleotides. RefSeq lists its product as hypothetical. NCBI's taxonomy places the organism in Eukaryota, Apicomplexa, Conoidasida, Eucoccidiorida, Eimeriidae. The transcript has a single exon. The annotation marks the transcript as partial. The record is from RefSeq and is a predicted model, not a curated record.